AUGAGUAUCGAGGUAUACAGUGAAUGUCGCAUUAAAUUCACUCCAGCAAAUGGCCCAGACAAAGGCCAUAAUCAUUUUGAUCGGUGUCUCGUCGAAUUGCGUCAAUACGACAUGGGUGAUUAUGCAUUGAAAGUGAUCGAUUUGAAAAAUCGGAAAUCAGAAAUUUUUCAUUGUCCUCUUAUUCGCCGUGAUCAGUAUAUUUUUGCCUCAUCGGUCGAACAACCCGACUCGAUCAAUGCAAACGGUGGAACGUAUCAAUUAUGGUUAAAUGACAAGUCUCGUGGUAGAUUUCAUGAAAUACUACAAAUAUGUCUCAACGAGUUUAUAACUUUGAAAGAUAAGGAUGCUUGUCCUGCGUUAUCAAGACUUGAUCAACAAAAGUCGAAAGCAGUUUUAGAUGAACUAAGCAACCAAGUAAAUAAACCCUACUAUCAGAAUAUCGAUGAAUUUGAAUGUAUUACUUGUUAUGAAAAAAUUGCUCAAGGUGAAGGCAUGUCAUUUCGCGGUUGUCUUCAUCCGUUAUGCAAACAAUGUCUAUUGAAAAUAAUCGAAACUAGUACAGAACCAUUACUCAAAUGUCCACAUGACGAUUGUACGAUGUUGAUCGAUGAAAGAGAACUUCGAGGUGUACGAGUUGUACAAAAUCAGUAA
Molecule: messenger RNA, 651 nt
Organism: Didymodactylos carnosus
Lineage: Eukaryota; Metazoa; Rotifera; Eurotatoria; Philodinida; Philodinidae
Source: the annotation of a GenBank genome assembly